Molecule: messenger RNA, 1701 nt
Organism: Epinephelus fuscoguttatus (brown-marbled grouper)
Lineage: Eukaryota; Metazoa; Chordata; Actinopteri; Perciformes; Serranidae
Product: C-X-C motif chemokine 13
Exons: 5
Coding region: 699-1142 (147 amino acids)
Biological process (GO): neutrophil chemotaxis; chemokine-mediated signaling pathway; inflammatory response
Cellular component (GO): extracellular region
Molecular function (GO): chemokine activity; CXCR chemokine receptor binding
Source: RefSeq, a predicted model, not a curated record
GGAGCCUGAAGAGUCAGUAAGUGACAGAAAGAGGAGAUCUUACACCUACUGUCAUCCCAAGAUCUCUGUGUGCAAAGGCGGCGAUGCCAGCAGCACAGCAUGGAGGUCCCUGUGGACUGCUGGUAGAAGAUUAACUCAAGAUGUGACCCUUGUGUAAUGUUUUGUGCAUACAUGUACAGUCUAUGGUUUUUGGGAUUUUAGUUGUUUUAAUUUCCAGAUAGAGUUUCAAUAUACACAAAUAUAUCUCUCAUUAUAACACAAAACACAAGUUUAACAGUACCAAUUAUCAAAAAACACACCCACUCAAAUGAGCGGAAAACCAAUCAACAUCACUGGGAUAAUAUGUAAAAAUAUUUUAAAGGCGAACAAAUAUAUCUUUUAUCAGCUAAAGGCUAUUAUACAACGCUUAAAAACAAAAUUAUAGUUAUUGACAUUUUUUGAGGCAUGUCUACUGGCUAGAAUACUUGUAACUGGCAUACCUCCAACCCCACAUGGUGUCGGUGCGGCAAUGGUACCCAAUAAAUGUGCAGACAAAAUAGUGAGUGCAUGAGGAGUCAUUCAGUUUUUAUUUUACAGUGAUGUGUUGUGAAGUCUGGUUGAUAGAUCAGUAAAAAUAGACCCUCAGAAAGAAACUCGGAGCUCAUUCAGAGCAGAAACCCCACCCUAAAAAUUCAAGAUGCCACAUUUUUGCAUUUUUGAUGUGUCAGGACAGUGCUUCCUACGCACACUUCCUUAUUUGCCACUUUAUAAGACCAGACUCUACUCCACUCUCAUCACUCUCACAUCCUCAUUGGUGCUGGAAGAUCAAAACAACCGCCGAGAUGAUGACUAAGCCACUGCUCCUCCUGGUCGCUCUGACUCUCUGCUGCUGCAUGGCUUCUCUGCAUGCUCGUCAGGCAGGCAGGUGCCAAUGCGCACGGGCAAUCUCUGAUGUCAUUCCUGUCCGGGUCAUCAAGAAAAUUGAGGUGUUUCCUAUCACUGGAUACUGUCGCCGGAUUGAAGUCGUAAUCACCAGGAAGAACAACACUCGUGUUUGUGUCGACCCCAACGCAGAGUGGGUCAACAACCUGCUCAAGCGUUUGCAAAGUAAAAACCAGAACACAACUGCCAAGCCAUCCACUGCUGCCUCCACAACUAACUGAUCACAUUUUGUGGCACGUUUUGACAUAUCAGUGGCUUCACUUAAGUUCAUCAAACUGUGAAUGACUGCAGGAGAUGCUGUCCAGCUUUAAAAACUAUGCUUGUAAUCAAAUUUUAUACAAUUCAACAUCUUAAGUUGAAGUUUUCUUUGAUGCAUUGGGCUUUUUUUUAAGUUUUAGAUGUUGAUAAAAUGUGAAUAUUAGCGCAAUAAUGCUGUUUUAGUGCUUCCUCAUGUGCCUGAAGUACUGACUCUUGUUGUCAUAGACUUUAUCUGUGCUGUUUUAAGUAUGUGUUAUCAGGGAAUCCAUUAUUGCUGCAUGGAUACUCAGACUCUGAAAUAAAAAUGUUUUAAAUGUGUUUAUGUUGCCAUAUUAGUGUCAGAGCCCACAAAUCUAUACUGUGAAGUCAAUUCAAUUUUAAUGAGAACAAAUAGAAGAUGCUGUCCUGUAACUUUGACUCUGUAAUGUAAAUCAAAUGCCUCGAUUAUAUUUGGGAUAAUGCUGUAACCUUUGACAUGUUCAUGUUGAAUCCAUGACUUCUCGUGACGAAUAAAAAUCAUAG